GCUGAGCGGCGAGAACUUGGAAAAUGUAAAAGUGUGGAGUUCAUCAUAAUCAAACGAUGUUUGAAUUAUUAUUUGUUACAGAUAGAAAAAGGUUUGGUUGAAGGAGAGUCCAAUAUCUGUUGAAAAUCCGGACAGCAAUGGGAAAGUUAAAGAAAGAUAUGUCUGUGAAGGAGGGCGCAAAUCAGAUGAAGAUUUUGUCAUUUUUCAAGCCUCCAUCAUCAGACCAGCCAAAAUCUUUGUUCAGUGCAAUAGGACAAGGUGACAUGGCACCAAAGAGUAAACUGAAACUUAAGAAAAAAACUCAACCUGAGAUUUCUGUAACCACACAUGAGGAAAAGUCAGAAGUGGUGGAUCUUUUUACUGAGUCCCUAGAGCAAAAGAACACACAUGGUCAUCAAAGUCAGUUGAUUAUCCCUGAAACACAAGAGUUUACUUCUUUAGAAUCACUAAGUGAGUGUGCCAGAAAAUGGAGACAGGGUGGAUAUACAUGGAGGUCAAGAUGGAAUCAUACCUGAUACACCUGAAGACCCACUGAAAUCUGUUGUUUGUAAAAAGAAACCCCUACAGCGGAGCUUUUUAACACCUGUAUCAGUGCUCUCUGUUAAACCAAACAAGCAACAAAAUAGUAAAAUAAAAACUAAGCCCAAGAGUAGACCAUCUAAAUCUGUCGUUGAUUUACCAAACUUGACUUCACCCAACCCUGUCCCCAACUUCAGCAUGGAGCAACCACAGAAUACUGUAGACUGGAAGACAACAGUACCUGUAGACUUUGUACAACCAGUGCUGGGAGUCUCUGUUGACAGAAAACCACCACAGGGCAGUUCAAAUAGGAGUAAACCCAAGGGAGUUUUUUCCUCUGCCAAGUCCCUGUCCCCAUGGAAAAAGAAUAGCAGCAAAGGAAGUACCAGUGGGAAAAGAAGAUGGCUUAGCAAAGGGCAAUCCCCUGACCCUAAGAGAUUAGCAGGAGAAAAUGGAAAAGAGAUUGAUGAUAAAAAAGUAGAAAGUGUAAAGAAAGAUCUGGAUUUUGAUUUAACCAAAGAUAAUGGUAGUCAGUCAGAACAGGGUGAAGUGCUUGACAUUUCAGAUGACUUUCUUGAGGAAAUUUUGCAUGAACUGCAGAGCCAAAAUCCCAGCAAGCCAAAGCACAGCAUCACAGAGAUGACAUCACAUGGUUUGAAAGUAAAAAAGAAAAGAACACAAAUAAAAAUGGACAAUGAUAAAACACAAGAAAGUGGUGAUAAGAGUGGUUUUACUUCAUUUGGGAAUCCAACAUCAAUUUCUAAUAAGAAUGAUGAGAUUCUUGCUGAGGUGCUAGGGGAGUUGAACAGUGCAUCAGAAAUUUCUUUGAACAAAAAACCUGUGUCUGACAGUGCUGGGGAUACAGUGAUGACAGAAGAGCCUGAAAUCACAGAUUUCUUGUCUGGUAGUUGUGUUGACUCUGAAAGCUGUCAACACAGUGAUGUCUCAAAAGGCAUCCCAGAAAUCGAUUCUUUCAGCCAGGAAAAGGAAAAAAGUGUAUCACAGGAAAUGAAGAUAGAAACUGUAGAAUCACAGGAAGAAAUGCUGCAAUCUGAUACAGAUAAUAGUUUCAAACACCAGGAAGCACCUGCUGAGAAUGAUCAUCCUGGAUUGUCUGUAUCAUUUGGCAAUGAUUCCUGGAUGUGUGAUGUUGACUUUGAUAACAUUGCAGAUGAAGAGCUGAGUAGAGGAAUAAAACAAUUAACACCAUUUAAACAGAAAGGGAGGAAAAAAGAUGAAGUUAUAGACAGCAGAGCCCCUGCAGUUCAGUUUGGAAGACAUCUGGUUCUGGCAGUCCAUCAUGAAAGAAAUGAAGUUAUUUUAGAUGUAGAGUCAGCGUCUGGAAAUCAGAGAAGGAAAUGUGUUCUCUCUGGAUUCUGGACAGAUACAUUGGUUCAACCAGGAGACAUUGUCAAUGUUCUUGGAGACUUUGAUGACAGUGGGGUGUGUCAUAUUAGUGAUAACCAGGGUCUCUUAGUCAUCAAUCCUGAUGUACUGAUAUCUGGGACAUCUGUAGUGGGAACAGUGUAUUGUAUGAGAAAAACACUGCUAAAUGAAAAGCUUAGGGGCUGUGACACUGGCAAUAUGGCCAUGCUCCAUGGGAGCAUCAUCCAUGCCUUGUUCCAGGCUGUGGUUCAGCAGAGGGCAUUCAGCAAAGACAAGGUGGAGGCCAUUGUGAAGGAAAUUCUUCAGCAAAAGAAAUUCCUCAUUGAAAUGUAUGGACAAGAUGCCACAGAGGCAGUGGUGAGGGCUGAGAUAGAUAAAUAUAUUCCUCCUAUGUUGGCGUGGACUGAGAAAUACAUGCCUCCACCGGUACAUAGUUUUGGUGCAAGACCGUCCACCUCUGAUCUCCAUGUUACCAAAGUGAUGGACAUUGAAGAAAACAUCUGGUCUCCAAGAUAUGGGGUUAAAGGCAAAAUUGAUUUGACAGUGCAAGUAAAGAUAAAUGGCAAACAGAAAUGUGAGAAGGUGAUGCCAUUAGAACUGAAGACUGGGAAACCAUCCUUUUCAAUAGAACACCAAGGGCAGGUUACAUUGUAUUCCCUGAUGAGUUCAGACAGGAGAGAGGAUCCUGGGGGAGGACUGCUGCUCUACUUGAAGGAUGGCAGCAUGAAGACUAUUACAGCAGACUAUGCCAAGAAGAGAGGUCUCCUUCAGCUGAGAAAUGAACUAGUUCACUACCUUAGUCUAAAUACAGAGAAGGUUGAAAGUGAAAGUGGUACAACCUACCACCUCCCCAAACUACCUCGUCCUAUUAACAACCCCAGGUCAUGCUCCAAGUGUCCACAGCUUCUGAACUGUGCUGUCUACCAGAGGUCCAUAGAUCACCAUGAUCUCCCAGACGACCAUGCCAUGACAAGCCUGAUCCCAGCCACCCUGGCACACCUACACCAGAGCCACCUGGAGUACUUCUCACACUGGUGUCUGCUGCAAGAACUGGAAGCUAAAGAAAGCUACAAAUCUCUCAAAGACAUUUGGUGUAAAAGCGCUGAACAAAGAGAGAAGGAAGGGAAUUGCCUUAGUGACAUGGUUUUGAUGGAUAGACAUGAUGCAGUACUAGCUUUGGAUAAUGGUUCAUUUAUUCACACAUUUCACAAACAACCUUCUAAGCAAAGCCCCAAGAUAUCCCUAGCAGGAUUUAGUAAGGGAGAUUCCUUGGUAGUGAGUGGCCAGACAAGUGGACACAUUGCCCUCUGCACUGCCUCUGUGGUCCAGGUGACACAAACAGAGAUCACUGUGAUACUUGACAGGAAUCUGCAGAAUACCAAUUUAAACAGUGAUGCUGUUUACCGACUGGAUAAAAAUGACUCCUUCAACUCCAUGGCAUCUAAUUACACAAAUCUUUCCAAACUUUUGUCAGAUAACCCACACAGUUUGAGACUUAGGGAGCUGAUCAUUGAUGCUAGGAAGCCCGAGUUUGAACUAACAUUAGCUAAAGGAGCAAUAGAAAAAGUGAAACAUAUCUUCAAGUCACUCAACAAGCCACAGAAAACUGCCAUAUUAAAGAUCCUCAUGUGCAAAGACUAUGUGUUAAUGAAAGGCUAUCCUGGCACAGGAAAAACAUCCACAAUUGUUGCUCUUGUUCGUAUUCUGCACCAGUUGGGACUUUCCAUCCUCCUAACAAGUUACACUCAUUCUGCUGUGGAUAACAUACUGCUGAAACUGAAAAAGCUUGAUCUGGAAUUUUUGAGACUUGGUCGAGAGUCCAGGAUACAUCCAGAAAUCUUGCCAUAUUCUGAAGGUACUCUCACAAAGAACAUCAAAACUGUUGGAGAUCUAGCAGAAUUUUACACAGCUAAGCAAAUUGUGGCAACCACCUGUUUGGGGACCAACCACGUGUUGUUCACAAAGCGCAGGUUUGACAUCUGUAUCAUAGAUGAGGCGUCCCAGGUCCUUCAGCCCACCUGCUUUGGACCCCUGUCCUGUGCUGCCAAGUUUGUGCUGGUGGGGGAUCCUAAACAGCUGCCACCUGUGGUACAAAGUACAGAAGCAAGAGAGUUAGGAAUGGAUGAGAGUUUGUUCAUGAGGUUGGACAAUACUGGAGCCACAUAUGAGCUCAAUCUGCAGUACAGAAUGAACAGUUCAAUAAUGCGUCUGAGUAAUGAGCUGGUGUAUGAGGGAGCAUUGAAAUGUGGUUCUCAGGACGUGGCAGAGGCCCGUCUCCAGCUGUCCAACAUGGAGGAUGUGAGAGCAGAGCUGAGUGGCAUGAUGCCUGCCUGGCUGGAAUGUGCAUUGAGCCCGCAGCCUGUUCUUUUCUUGGAUACAGAUAAUAUAUCAGCUACAGAAAGUUAUGAUGCUCAGGGAUUGGUGAAGAAUGAUUUAGAGGCAGAAAUUGUUUGCCAAUUAGCCAAGUGUUUUCUUAGGGGUGGGUUAUCCCCACAAGAGCUUGGCAUCAUAGCCCCAUACAGAAACCAGGUGAAAGUCCUUCACACUCGUCUUGGUGGCUCUGGAGAGGUGGAGGUGAACACGGUGGAUCAAUACCAAGGCAGAGACAAGAGUGUCAUCAUCCUCUCCUUUGUCAGGAGUAAUUCCAAGGAUGAUUCCAGCAGUAAAGGCAGGGGUGGAACAGAGAUACUUUGUGACUGGAGAAGACUGAAUGUUGCUGUGACAAGAGCAAAACACAAGCUUCUCUUUGUGGGCAGUGUUUCCACUCUAAAGAAGUAUCAGCCUUUACAGAAAUUGAUCCAGAUAUUGAACCCAGAGGAAAUAUGCCAGAUAACCUCAGUACCAGACAGAUGAAGGCAGUCUGUGAGGAGGCCAGCUAUGCCAAUACAUGAGGAGCUAUGUCACAAUAAACUAUAUCAAGGGCAAAAGAAAAAAUCUUUAUACAAUUAAUGACUUUGGUUGAGGUUGAUGUUUCAAGAUUAUACCAGAAGCUGUAUAUUUUUGAUGUCUGAUUGACAUUUCCUUUUUUUUUAGAUUGUCAUGUAUGGUGACGUCUUCAUUGUUCAGUUUUGCAUUUUCUCAGGACUCGCAUUUCCAGAUAUAAAAUCAUAAUAAUGCUAUUUAUAUCAUUUAAUUUAUUGUGAAAGGAAAUGUUGAUAGUAUUCUGAAUGUCUUUUCUCAUCUGCCAGUAUACCAAGUGAACAAAAAUGUGCAAAUAAUUUUGCAUUUCAAGUUUUAAGUUUUUGUAUUAAGUUAAAACAAAAUAACA
Messenger RNA from Lingula anatina, 5173 nucleotides. RefSeq names its product DNA replication ATP-dependent helicase/nuclease DNA2. Gene Ontology annotation, molecular function: single-stranded DNA helicase activity; 5'-flap endonuclease activity. Gene Ontology annotation, biological process: replication fork reversal. Gene Ontology annotation, cellular component: cytoplasm. Lineage: Eukaryota; Metazoa; Brachiopoda; Lingulata; Lingulida; Lingulidae. The record is from RefSeq and is a predicted model, not a curated record.